Messenger RNA from Drosophila arizonae, 2396 nucleotides. It is a transcript of the gene Ac78C, whose product is annotated as adenylyl cyclase 78C. Gene Ontology annotation, molecular function: adenylate cyclase activity. Gene Ontology annotation, cellular component: plasma membrane. The record is from RefSeq and is a predicted model, not a curated record. Gene Ontology annotation, biological process: cAMP biosynthetic process; adenylate cyclase-activating G protein-coupled receptor signaling pathway; intracellular signal transduction. NCBI's taxonomy places the organism in Eukaryota, Metazoa, Arthropoda, Insecta, Diptera, Drosophilidae.
AUGCAGAUUACUCCGGCAGCGUCCUGCUUUAAAGUGUGCCCCUGCGACUGCAAAGCGCCGGCCUUAAACGGUGCUUUAUGGCGAGAACAGGAACAGGAACGGGAACGGGAAAGGGAACCGAAGCAGGAGCCGGAACGCAACAUGGACGACGACGACGACAAACUGGUCUCGGACGAAGUGCAUCUACGCCAACUGAGCUCAACGCCGGCCUCGGCGCUGCAGCAGCGCCGCCAGAGCAACAGCGUGACUCGCUCCGCGCCACCCGARCUGACGCAGCGUGGCCCCAGCGUGCAGGAGCCGGAGAGCGAGGCGGAGCAGGGCGUGGUGCUGCGACGGGCCAUGGGCAAGGGGGCCAUUACCUUGGCACAAAUAGACGAUCUAAGACUGGAGAGCGACGACGACGACGACGAAGAGGAUGACGUGAACGACUACGACGAUGUUGACUGUGGCCAGGGCUUGAGCAAUCCCGCAGCGCAGACCACAAAUGAUGAGCAGAUUACAGCCGCAACAAUGGCAGCUACAGCCACAACAAUGUCAGCCACAGCCACAACCACCGCAGCAGCAACAGCAGCAACAGCAACAACAACAACAACAGCAGCAGAGCAGGAAGCGGCCGGCAGCGGAACGUGUACGCCAACCACUCUGGACAUGUCCAAAAUACCACGCCUACCCGGCGACGGGGCACAGAUGGACGACAGCGGCGAUCUGCCCCACUCGCUGCAGGCCUCCGCAGCCUCGAUUUUAUCCAAUUUGCGCAAGAAACAGCAGGCAAUGCUCGCAGUYGGCAGCAACGUCGGCGUCGGCGUCGGCAGCGGCGCCGCCAUAAACGUUGACCGACCUGUCGCCGGGGCCAUGGCCAAGCAAACGCCGCGGCGAGUGCAGUCCGUGCGCAUCGUCGAGGACAAAUCUGGCUAUGGACCCAAGCGACGCACCGAGAGCUGCAGCAUAUUCGGCAACAGCAAUUUCGUGCUGAAGCUACUCGUACUAUGGCUAUUAGCUUCUGGCUCCUGCACCUCCCUUCAGGCGAAUGUGCGACGAGUAAAGCGUCUCUCCUCACCAGAAUUUAAUACUGAAACAUACACGAAACUCACCAAGUACGUGGUGUCCUUCAGGUCGCGCACGCCGGUAAAACACUUUGGCGACAAUCACUACUGCGGCGGGUCGAUAAUAUCGCCAGUGUUUGUACUGACUGCUGCAAGCUGCGUCAUGGACGAACGCAAGAUACCCCAUAGCAAYCGAGUGCUGCAGAUCGUGGCAGGAGCCCCGGACCGUCUGAGGGUUCUCAGAGGCAAGACCAUCAAUAUUCCGAUAAGAAAGAUCUUUGUACCGGUCAACUAUACCCUCUACCACACUUUCAACAUUGCGCUUGUGAAGCUGGGCUUUUCCCUGCCCUCAAAGAAUCCACACAUCGGAAUACUCGAGUUGCCCACAAGUCCGCCAAUCCCUGGACAGCUGUACAGAGUCCUAGGCUGGGGUCGCAUGUAUGCCGGCGGCUUUUUGCCAGCGAAAAUCUUGUACAUAGAUGUUAAGUUGCAGACGCAAAAGACUUGUAGCUCGCUGCUGGAAAACUACGAGCCCGAAAUGCUGUGUGCUGGCCAAAUGAAUGCCACACUCGAUCAGCAUCCCUGCCCGGGCGAUACAGGCGGUCCACUUAUGGACAAUACCACGAUUUACGGCAUCGUUAUUUAUAGUCUCGGCUGCGGUCACAAGCGAAUCCCAUCGGUCUAUACGAACGUGUGGUAUCACUUGAACUGGAUCAUAGCAAUUACAAAACGGAAUGGCAGCACAUUGAUACGGAACCGGCUCCUCCUCUCACUGCUGAAUGCAAUCAUAGCUCUGUGCUCUAAGAUGCUCUAUUAUAAGCUCGAGCUAUGCGAGCACAGCCACGUCGAUUACUUGGUCAGUUUGCUGUGGGAUUGCCAAUCUGGCCAUUUGCUUCCUCGGGUACUGGCGCUGCUUUGCCAACAAUUAUUUGCACUGGGCGGCGGUCUGCACGUGGGUGCUCUUCAAUAUACAAGGAUUCAUCAGCGAAGGCGUCGGCUUCGAGAAUCGGGAGUACCUGGUCUGGUACAUUCUGUUCGUCAUCUUUGUGCCCUAUGCCAUGCUGCCGCUGCCGCUCAAAUGGUGCGUCGUGGGUGGCACAAUCACAGCCAGCUGCCACCUGGCCGUAAUUACCAUCAACAAAUUGCAGGACAAGACGACGCCACUGGACACGAACUGCGUGCUAUUCCAAAUCAUUGCCAAUUUCAUUCUAUACACGGCGAUUAACGUGGCUGGCAUGUAUACCAAAUACCUGACGGAUCGGGGCCAGCGAYUGGCCUUCAUCGAGACYCACAAGGCCAUGGAGCACAAGAAAGAGUCCGAAAAGGAAUUGCAGCGCACUCAAAAACUUCUUG